AUCCCCCCAUUCCGCCCCGCGAGCCUCAACGAGCUUGCCAGUACUACCACCACAGACUCAACUCCCAGCCACACUGGCGGUGCGUUGCCGUCUCGUUCUCCGCUAACUCAUACAAAAAAGUGUUCUUACGGUGGAUAUUUAAAGCAUGGGAAAGCAUUACGUGGGCUGGACCGUUUCCGUACCUGACAGAGUCUGACUCAGUCCUUCUUUUUAUUAAUCUGUCCUCGUUACUGUUGUACGGAUGAGGUCUCAGUGACUGACUAUUCGACUUCUCUCGUGUGAUCAAGAUCUCAGUUUCUCGUGUGGUAGCAUAUCGAACUCAAGGCUAUUUGUGAUACAAUGGGGUGCUGCACUGGACGUUGUACUCUGAUCUUCAUCUGUACUUUCCAACUGAUGCUAGCUUUGGAGAGGCAGGUGUUCGACUUCUUGGGCUACCAGUGGGCUCCUAUACUGGCCAACUUCUUCCACAUCAUCGUGGUCAUCUUGGGCCUCUUUGGAACAAUCCAGUACAGGCCACGCUACAUUGUGGUGUACACCAUUUGGACAGCCGUGUGGGUGGCAUGGAAUGUCUUUAUUAUCUGCUUCUAUCUGGAGGUGGGAGAUCUGUCCAAGGACAGUGACCUGUUGACCUUCAACAUCUCGGCGCACCACUCGUGGUGGCGUGAGCACGGCCCCGGGUGCAUGCGGCGGGAGAUCCCCCCGGGCGGCAUGGACACCCAGUCCUACGUGUCGGUGGCCGGCUGUCUGCUGGAGUACCAGUACAUCGAGGUGCUGCACAGCGGCUGCCAGAUACUUAUCUCGCUCCUGGGGUUCGUGUACGCCUGUUACGUAGUGAGUGCCAUCACGGAGGAGGAGGACAGCUUUGAUUUUAUUGGUGGAUUUGACCCAUUCCCACUCUACCAUGUCAAUGAGAAACCAUCUCACCUUCUCUUAAAGCCCAUGUACUUGUCUACGUAAGUGAAGGUCUGCGCUGGGAUGGACGGGUGGGCGAUGGAGGCUCUGGAGUCCAGACUCUCCUCUCUCCCUCCCUGGGCCUCCGCCGCCCCACAUGCCAGGCCACCGACUCCGCCACUUCCUCCCUCUGAUGUUAUCGGACCUGAUCUGAUGGGGUCGGAUCUGAUCGUCUCUCUGCUUCUUGCUAUCUCAAACGCGCCGCUCUGCGGUGCGCUGUCCAGUAAUUACCAUGCUUCUCAUGCUCUGCUGUCAGGGGGAUUGGGGAAUGA
This is a messenger RNA of Alosa alosa (allis shad), 1223 nucleotides long. It is a transcript of the gene nkain4, whose product is annotated as sodium/potassium transporting ATPase interacting 4. Bases 340 to 957 code for a protein of 205 amino acids. NCBI's taxonomy places the organism in Eukaryota, Metazoa, Chordata, Actinopteri, Clupeiformes, Clupeidae. Gene Ontology annotation, biological process: regulation of sodium ion transport. The record is from RefSeq and is a predicted model, not a curated record. The transcript is spliced from 7 exons.